ACCUCCACUCAGGAUUUUGUGACCACAGUUUGUUUGUGUCCCUACAUGAGGAUGCAGGUUAUUACAAUAAAAAACCUCCCUCCCUAGGUUUGGUUGAAAAAUAAAACACAUUUUGUAUAAGAGAUGUGUGCUUUCCCCCCUAUAAUAAGUGCAUUUGAGUGAGUACAAUAAGUGUGUGAAACUAAUCUUUCUCAUGUUUAUGGCCCUCGUCUUCAAAAUAUGACCACAAAAUCUAUUUGGCACAGUGGAAGUUUUUUAAUUUAAAGUUUACAUUUUUAAAUGUUCUGAUUCUCUAUACAGUUAUAAAAUGAAUUAGACUGAAUCAUAUCAGUUCAGUGCUGGAAACCAACAUAAUUCCAUGCUUCACACAUCAUACAAAUAGCCUAAAUGCUUUGAGAGCUCUUUUUCAAAAGUAAAGUCUAUACAUGUUAUGAUGGUCCUUAAAAUAAACUGGGAAUGUUUUUUCUGAAUGGGGGAUGGUUGUUUGUUUGUCUGAAUGUAUUUCAAAGAAAGGCAAAAAGGCUGUUAAGUUUGAGAUGGUAAAGAAAUGUAACAAAAUGUAUAUCAUAUGACUUCUUUUAGUCUCAAUUUCCUCUCAUUUUUGUUGCUGAAUGACUGCCUAAGUACCUUUUGAUCAAUGUAUUUCAGUACACAUGGAAAAAGUGCAGCCUAGAGAUUGAUUUGAGUAACAACUGAUACAUGUUAUCCAUAGUAUCAGUAAAUGUAAAUAGAUCAAAACAUUCUUAAUGAUAACAAGCAGAUUCGAAAUAGAACGAAAAAAAACUCCCUCCCCCCUGUUAACCCCACUCCCACAGUGAAAUGUCUCAGAGAAAACUUCCUGAUCAAACAGGAAUGAUCCAGUGACGUCAGCACUCCUGAAUAACAGCCCCACCCAGUGGAGAGCUGUGGUAAUGACAGGAAACUUCCUGAAGCCUCUGGAGCUCCUCCAGUCAGAAUAUAAAAGCUGGGACAGUCCCACUGCUGAGACAGAAAGCAACACAGAAGAGAACAGACACUUUAACAGCGGUUCAUCUCACAACAAGAGGACUCAACACUAAACACACAGUGAAGAUGCUGUGCUCUCAUGGAUUCCAGUCUGCCCUCAGUCCAUUCAUGGACUUGUACUGGCCUGUACGCAGUCUGUGGCCAGAGGUCAGACCUCUGCUCCACCAGCAGGAUCUACUGCAGAGAAACCUACAGGAACUCCGCAGCAGUCUGGAGCUGAUGGACAAACUUCAACACAAGAUCCUGGAGGAGACGGAGCCUUUCCAAACCAGCAUGGCCGUGCAACCGCUUUCCUACCAGCUGGAGAAAGAGGGAGAGGACUUUGGCCUGACCCUGGACACUCAAGGCUUUUCCCCAGAGGAGCUGUCCGUCAGGCAGGUGGGCAGGAAGCUGAGAGUCAGCGGGAAGACAGAGAAGAAGCAGGAGGACGAGAAAGGCUCCUACUCUUACAGCCGGCAGGAGUUCAGACGAGAGUUUGAUCUGCCUGAAGGACUGAACCCCGAAGCCGUCACCUGCUACCUGGCUCCAGACGGGAAGCUCCACAUCCAGGCGGCCAAAGCUCCACGUGUUGAGGAGGCUGAGAGAGAGCUGACUAUCAAGAAGAGCUUGGAGGAGAAAACACAGCAGAGUGUGUGUUCACAGGCAGAAGGCAGCAGCACAGAGACACACAACAGCACACAAACCUGAAGACAUGGACUCAUCUCCAUCUUGUUCUAACAAUGUAUAGUCAAUGUGUUUUAUACAAAUGUUUCAUAAUGAUCAUAUGUGUUUUUACAUGUUAAAAGUUGACUAUAAUCAAUAAAGGUUUUAAAAGUUA
Molecule: messenger RNA, 1822 nt
Organism: Dicentrarchus labrax (European seabass)
Lineage: Eukaryota; Metazoa; Chordata; Actinopteri; Moronidae
Product: heat shock protein 30-like
Exons: 2
Coding region: 1072-1692 (206 amino acids)
Biological process (GO): protein refolding; response to heat
Molecular function (GO): protein folding chaperone
Source: RefSeq, a predicted model, not a curated record